Messenger RNA from Hippoglossus stenolepis (Pacific halibut), 3644 nucleotides. It is a transcript of the gene b4galnt1b, whose product is annotated as beta-1,4-N-acetyl-galactosaminyl transferase 1b. Lineage: Eukaryota; Metazoa; Chordata; Actinopteri; Pleuronectiformes; Pleuronectidae. Gene Ontology annotation, cellular component: Golgi membrane. Gene Ontology annotation, biological process: ganglioside biosynthetic process. The coding region runs from base 742 to 2319 and encodes 525 amino acids. The record is from RefSeq and is a predicted model, not a curated record. Gene Ontology annotation, molecular function: hexosyltransferase activity. The transcript has 11 exons.
AACAAGACGCAGAGAGUUCCAAACUGAUGCGUCACGGCUCUUUAUUCAACAUUUCUCCAUGGCACCGUAAAAACACUGUGAAACUAGAAAGACAACAAGUACAACAUAAUCAUUUAAUAAAAGACAAAUACAACCGUUAAAAUACCUAAACAUCAGCUAAACAAAUAAAUAACCACGUGAGACAAGUUCAAACUGUCAAAGUUGAACCUGAUCUGACACGAUUACCUGCAAAGUGAUCGGAUCGAGGAAACCAACUAACACUACGUGAACGACACAAUCAAAUAAGAAGCGGACUGUUUUGUCUUAUAUAAGUUUUUCGUUGGAGGCAAACAACAGCUGGGAGAGAGAGAGAGGGGGGGGGCGGGGACGGACUCGAACUUUUCUCUGCUGACGCUGGCAAACAACCAGCUGCAGUCGCACAAACCAGUACGAACACAUGUUACAGUCCCAGUAGCGACUGUGACAUAGCGACUCCCAUUCCGCGCUACCUGUAGCAAAAGGAAUAAAACCUGCUUCCUACCUCAUUCCGCUCGCCGAGGGGUGUUAAACGAGGAUUAAUACGUCCGUAAGAUAGGGAAUCGCCGUACAGCUGGCGUCCUGUCGUUUCCGCUGCUACCAUCAUCAAGACGCAGCUGUACGGCAGGUGUUUUAUAUCAGGCUCGGACCGGAAGCGAAGGAUUUGGUGUGUUUAUUAUAUCGUCCGCUCCGUGAAAGCUACAGGCAUUUACGCGAGUUUUUAGAAUGAGGUCCCUGAAGAAGACGGUGCUGCUUGCCAUCCUGGCAUCCAUAGUGCUGGUACUGGCCCUCCUUCAUUCGUGGCCCACCCGGGCCUACAACACUGUGGAUGUGUGGCAGCGACCAGGCCUGGAGGAGAGGCUCCCAGAACCAGACCACCGAUUAGGCAACAUCCCAUUUCGUGUUAGGGAUAGUGUGGCAAGUUUGUUGGCACGCAACGGGUGCCUAUGUGAGGGUGAGAGUGGAGGAGUGAACCUGCCCUUCGCCCAAUUCUUAUUCCCGCGGGUGUCGGCUCACCCGCUGCACACUGCCUUUGAGGCCUCUGAGCUGGAGGAAAUAAAGAGGAGACGGGCCAAAGAGUACAAGAGUUUCCAGAAGAGGUCACAGACACCUGUAGAUGUUCUCUUUGUAGCAGAGGCCAACAAUCCCUUACAGUAUCCAACACAGGGGGUGGAGGUCCGGCCCCUGAAAACAAUCAUCAUCCCAGGCUUGGCCUUACACGAUAUUCCCAGAGACCAUCACUUGAUAAACAUCACUGCCACACUGGGAACGCUGAACAUGGCAGCAGAGGUAGAUGGGGUGAAAGUCAAAGGUGACGGCGAGAUGCACAUGACUCUGUCGAGCAGCCUCCUGCCGAACCUGAACCGACAGCUGCAGUUUGUCACCUACACAAACACUCUGUUUCACCCCAGCACGGCCGACACAGUGCAGUUUGAGACCGAGGGUCAUCAAGCUGUCUUCAGUAUCAUCAUCCGUCACGGUGUCACGCCUAAACUGUACAACACUGGAUCCAAAGGAGACUACAAUGUCAGCGCCCUCGUUACCAUAGCUACGAAGACAUUCCUGCGUUAUGAUAAGCUUCAAGAUCUUAUCGACAGCAUCAGAAAAUAUUAUCCUACUGUCACCAUAGUAAUUGCUGAUGACAGCGAAAAUCCCCAAACCAUCUCUGGGCCUUACAUCGAGCAUUACAUCAUGCCUUUUGGAAAGGGUUGGUUCGCGGGACGGAACCUGGCUGUUUCCCAGGUGACCACAAAGUACGUGCUGUGGGUGGAUGACGACUUCAUCUUCACGGCCAACACCAAGCUGGAGAAGAUGGUGGAUGUUUUAGAGAAGACCACGCUGGAUCUGGUGGGUGGUGCAGUGCGGGAAGCCACAGGGUAUACUGCCACCUACAGACAGACCAUCUCCAUCGAGCCAGGGGAGGAGGAUGGUGACUGUUUACACUUGAGGAGAGGAUUUCAUCACGUCAUCCAAGGCUUCCCCAACUGUGUCGUCACUGACGGCGUCAUCAACUUCUUUCUGGCUCGCACCGACAAAGUCCAGCAGGUCGGAUUUGACCCGCGGCUCGCCAGAGUAGCUCACCUUGAGUUUUUCAUCGACGGCCUGGGAUCCCUCCAUGUGGGCUCUUGUGACGACGUCAUUGUAAAUCACGCAACCAAAAUCAAACUGCCCUGGGUCAGCCAGUCGGAGAGCGACAAGACUUACGCCAAGUUCCGUUACCCGCCGGCUUCCUCUGACGCCACACACACGAAAAAUGGCCUCCUGUUCUUCAAGAAUCGGUUUCAGUGUUUGACUCAUAAUUAGCCCCCCCCCCCCUCUUUAUCCAACGGGUCCUCUGCUCCUCCUGAGUUGCCAAAGACCUCCACUGUGUCGCGUCAGAUAAGAUUUCAGACAAACACUUUUGUUUUGCCUUUGCCUUGAAAGCCUUUGUAAUAUUCAUUCUGUCCAUGCACGGCUCUCAGCUUUGAGCUAACAAAUCCCUAGACAAUGUAAAUAUCCCGAAGCCUGGUAUAGAAGUCCAGACGCUCUUCUAGAGUGAAUAAAGUAGUAUCAAGCAUAUCUUCCUGUUUACACACUUCAAUCACAGCAUCAUCUGGAUUCAAGGUUAAGAAGGGAUUCUGCUUUGUGUUUGUCAAAUCUUGUCUGGCUAAAUAUUCUUCAGUGGAUGGAACAUGGAGACCAAGCUUUGGGAAAACUCUUGACAGGCAGCAUCUUGACGGUCACUUCAUUGUUCUAUUCUAAUGUGAGCAGAGGGAUGUGUCCUCCUUCAAUUUGCACUAUCCAAAAAAAGACUGAGCUUGGAAAAGCAAUAGUGAUUCAGUCUGGGAAGAAGGCGUCACCGUUAGCGACGACAAAGGGACACUUACCACUGGGUUUCAUUUCAACACAUGCUACAUGAAAACAGAACGUUUGUACGUGAGCUACCUUUGCUCUGUGACUGACUGGUCGUGCCAAAGGUGUGGCUGCUUUGCAGUGUUUUUAUCUUGUUUGUGUUAUGGUUUUGCUACCCCCCGCCCCUUACCCAGAAUCCCUUGUGUCAUUUGUGAGUGAUUAAUCACGUCUGAGGAAAAGGGAACUUUAGAUCCCAUCUCUCGGUUACCUGAACUGAGAGAGGACUUUUUCUUUUCUUCCGACCAGAAGGAGGAUGAGGAGCGUUUCUGUCCAGUGCACGCCGACGAAUGAUGAUGAUACGCUCAUGCCUGAAGCGACAACAGUGUUAUUUUAUACCAUGGCCUUUAGAUGGCGCCCUUGUAUCACACUGUUGUUUCCUAAUAAGUUGAAAUUGUUUUUAAACAGUUGUUUGUUAUUAGCAAAGAGGUGCCAGAGAUUUAUAAAAGAUUUUCUUUCCUUCUGUUCACCAACAUGUGACGUUAUCUCUGUGGACGGGAGCGGGAAACUAACUUCAUCAGUAAAUCUAUUAUAAAAAAGGCAUUUUGUGUAGUAAUGUGCUCAAAACAAUGUGUCUCAUGUAAGUGUUUGUAAGUGUUAAAAGUCAAGUGUGUACAAUUUAGGUGAAAGGGAUCUAUUGGCAGAAAUUGAAUUGGCAGAAACACAUUUAUAUUUACAUCAGGAGCAGGUCCUCUCUACGGAGGCUGCCAUAAUAUUUUUUUGCAGUAGUCCAGACUGGA